AAACUCGAAUGUGAACGACGGCGGUGGACGUGUUGCAGGAUAUUUCGAGGAAUCGAGCGUGUGUAUUAAAGUCACCGCGCGUUGCCCAUCUACCGAACGACGGAGGCUUUGCAUUGGGAAUACGUCAAUUUUCAAUCUGAUCGCAACGGUAUGUAGCACGCGCCCAACUCAAUAAAACAGGAAGAUGAAUAUGUCAAUGUCACUAAUAUUUUCUGUAUUUCUUGGAAUUGUGUGUGCUGUUACAGCAUUAAAAGAAGGUGAUUGCGAAGUAUGUGUCGCCGUUGUGGAUAAAUUUAGUCAGACACUAAUGGCAGACAUUAAAAGUGAACCCAAGAAGAUUGAAGAAAAAUUCCGAGAAUUCUGUAAAGGCACUAAAUCAAAAGAAAAUAGAUUUUGUUAUUAUUUAGGUGGAUUAGAAGAAUCUGCCACUGGUAUUUUAGGUGAACUCAGUAAACCACUAUCGUGGUCUAUGCCUGCAGACAAGAUAUGCGAGAAAUUAAAGAAGAGAGAUGCUCAAAUAUGUGAUUUAAGAUUCGAGAAACAAAUUGAUCUCAAUACGGUAAAUCUGAAGAAGCUGAAGGUACGUGACUUAAAAAAGAUUUUAAAUGAUUGGGAAGAGACAUGUGACGGUUGUAUAGAGAAGACGGACUUUAUUAAGCGGAUUGAAGAGCUCAAACCUAAAUACUUUAGCAGCAGCUCAAAGACGGAACUCUGAAGGAUUAUCUUUAAUUUAGACAAGCAAUUAAGUUAGGAUGGCUAAAAGUUCUUUCUUCAAUCUACGGAAGAAUUGUUUACAGCAUUUAGGAUAUGUAUUAUCCGUGUCAAUAUACGAUUUGCGUACAGCUUUGUUCUGGAAAUGUUUGUCUUUAAUGACAGUCUCUUUGGCAGACAUUUAGUUUCCAUUAAAUGUAAUAGAGUAUA
Molecule: messenger RNA, 921 nt
Organism: Cyphomyrmex costatus
Lineage: Eukaryota; Metazoa; Arthropoda; Insecta; Hymenoptera; Formicidae
Gene: Manf
Product: mesencephalic astrocyte-derived neurotrophic factor
Exons: 5
Coding region: 185-715 (176 amino acids)
Biological process (GO): dopaminergic neuron differentiation; neuron projection development
Cellular component (GO): endoplasmic reticulum
Source: RefSeq, a predicted model, not a curated record